Molecule: messenger RNA, 564 nt
Organism: Nicotiana tabacum (common tobacco)
Lineage: Eukaryota; Viridiplantae; Streptophyta; Magnoliopsida; Solanales; Solanaceae
Source: RefSeq, a predicted model, not a curated record
AUGGUUGCUGCUCCAGUUUCCACUCUAUUUGCAAAGCCAGCCAAGGGUGGGGGGUAUCAUCAGCUAAAGAUUCGAGAUCCGAAUAUUCUGAAAACUGCUUUCAGGACUUGUCGGGAGGUUCAUAAGCAGCAUUUAAGGAUUAUAGUCCAGACCUUGAGAGGGAAGACGUUAUAUGGAAAAUUCUCAAAGAGUGAAUUCUGGCUUGAUUCGGUUAGGAACGAUGACUUUUGGUGGCGAGCGAGGCGUGCACGUGCAAAUAGUGAAGAACAACCCGAAGGAGGGGAUUUCAAUGGUCAUAUUGGGGAGACCGCAGGUGGGUAUGACAAAGUGCAUGGAGGCUUCGAUUUUGGGGAGAGGAAUGAAGGAGGAACCUCGUUAAUGGACUUUGCUAAGGCUUUUGGGUUGGUAAUUGCAAACUCUAGCUUCCCGAAGAGGGAGGAGCAUUUGGUUACUUUUCAAAUUGCGGUGGCGAAGACUCCGAUUGACUAUCUCCUCCUUAGGAGGUGUGGCAGAGGGUUGUGCAAGGAUUGCAAGGUGAUUCCAUGUGAAAUACUCCUGACGUGA